AUGGGAGGAAAUCAAAUCUCAGGGAGAAUUCCCCAUGGAAUUGGAAGCCUAGCCAACCUGAAUAUACUCGCUUUGGAUGAUAACCAUCUCACUGGUACUAUUCCAGAAAGUAUCGGGAUGCUUUCGAGGGUAGAGCUUCUAAACUUGGCUGGUAACAUGUUUAAAGGACAGAUCCCAUUCUCUCUAGGCAAUCUCACUCUAUUGAUUAGACUCCAACUGGUACAGAAUAACCUGCAAGGCCCGAUACCUCCAAGCCUUGGAAACCUCCAGUACCUGUUACAUUUGGACCUUUCUCGCAAUCAUCUCAGUGGAACCAUACCCAAAGAAAUCGUAAGCCUUACUUCCCUAUCCAUUUAUCUUGAUAUAUCCAAUAAUUCAUUGGUUGGUUCUCUCCCUCCAGAGGUCGGGAGAUUGAAGAAUCUGCCAACACUAGAUAUUUCUAGAAACAUGCUAUCUGGUAGCAUUCCCAGCACGCUUGGUGAUUGUGAGAUAUUGGAGUACUUACAUCUGGAGAACAAUUUAUUUGAAGGGAAAAUUCCUCAAUCCUUCAGAAACAUAAAGGGCCUUCAAGUACUAGAUCUCUCACAAAACAAUUUAGCAGGUCCUAUUCCAGCGUUUCUCAAAGACUUGAGUCAAUUGAAAAACAUGAACUUGUCUUUCAAUAAUCUCGAAGGGGAAGUGCCGGUAAACGGGGUCUUCAAAAAUGCAACUCAAGUUUCAGUCAAAGGAAAUAUUGGACUCUGUGGGGAAUAUGGCGCAGGUGGUCAGGUGUCCACUUCUGGUGACGUUUAUAGCUAUGGAAUCCUUCUCUUAGAAAUGCUUACCGGAAAGAGACCUAUUGAUGAUAUGUUCAAAGAUGGCCUAAGCCUUCGAAAGUUUGUCGAGAUAGCUUUUCUUGAUAGAAUCAUCAUGGUUAUGGAUCCUCUAAUGCCGCUUGCAGAGGAAGAGAGUAAAACUCAUGAAUGCUUAGUAUCCAUCGCCAAAAUUGGUCUUGCUUGCGCACAUGAAUUAGCGAGAGAAAGAUUAAACAUGAGUAAUGUUGUAACCACUAUGCAUACAAUCAGAGAUGCCUACCUUGGAAGUAGAGUUCAUUAG
Molecule: messenger RNA, 1095 nt
Organism: Elaeis guineensis (African oil palm)
Lineage: Eukaryota; Viridiplantae; Streptophyta; Magnoliopsida; Arecales; Arecaceae
Source: RefSeq, a predicted model, not a curated record